Molecule: messenger RNA, 5416 nt
Organism: Myotis myotis
Lineage: Eukaryota; Metazoa; Chordata; Mammalia; Chiroptera; Vespertilionidae
Gene: EDIL3
Product: EGF like repeats and discoidin domains 3
Exons: 11
Coding region: 531-1973 (480 amino acids)
Molecular function (GO): calcium ion binding
Source: RefSeq, a predicted model, not a curated record
GGGGAAGCCGGGGAGGCUCGGCUCGCACGCACGCCGCCUCUGUUUGUACACAGUGCGCUCGGGGCGGCUGGCUGGCUCCCCGCCCUCACGCUUCAUUGUUCUCCAAGUGGCCAGCCCCGCAGCCCAGACCCGGAGAGCGGCCCCAGCUGCGCCGGCGGAGCGGCCAGCCUGCGAUCGCCGAGCGGGUGACCUGGAGCCCCGGGCUCCCGCGCCCCACCCCGGCCGCCCAGCCCCAGCCCCAGCCCCAGCCGGGACCCACCCGCAGCGGAGGCUGAGACCCGCCGCUGCCAAAGCUCGCCCACCUCUGCGCCAGAGCGCAGGCGAGAGCAGGAGAGACAGCCCUCCCUUCGGGCACCCACUCUUCCUCGCCCUCUCCAAGAAUUUGUUUGAGGAAGCGCUGCAGGAAGAAGACAUCUGCCUGAAUUCACGGCCAGGGGCGGGGUUGCUGCUGCCCUGCGGUGCUACCUCGGGCACGUGCCCCCCCUGCUCCAUCGCCUGCCCAGCCGGGGUCAAGUCCCGGAGAAGGGAUCAUGAAGCACUCGGUGGCCGCUUGGCUCUUGGUCGGGCUCAGCUUCUGUGUCCCCCAGUUCUGCAAAGGUGAUAUUUGUGAUCCCAAUCCAUGUGAAAAUGGGGGCAUCUGCUUGUCAGGCUUGUCUGAAGAUUCCUUUACCUGUGAGUGCCUGGACGGCUUCACAGAUCCCAACUGUUCUAGUGUUGUGGAGGUUGCCUCAGAUGAGGAAGAGCCAACUUCAGCAGGUCCCUGCAUUCCUAAUCCAUGCCAUAAUGGAGGAACCUGUGAAAUAAGUGAAGCAUAUCGCGGGGACACUUUCAUAGGCUAUGUUUGUAAAUGUCCCCGAGGAUUUAAUGGGAUUCAUUGUCAGCACAACAUAAAUGAAUGUGAAGCUGAGCCUUGCAAAAAUGGUGGAAUAUGUACAGACCUUGUUGCAAACUAUUCCUGUGAGUGCCCAGGUGAAUUCAUGGGAAGAAAUUGUCAAUACAAAUGCUCGGGCCCACUGGGAAUUGAAGGUGGAAUUAUAUCAAAUCAGCAAAUCACAGCUUCAUCGACCCACCGAGCCCUGUUUGGACUCCAGAAGUGGUAUCCCUACUAUGCUCGCCUUAAUAAGAAGGGGCUUAUAAAUGCCUGGACAGCAGCAGAAAAUGACAGAUGGUCAUGGAUUCAGAUAAAUUUACAAAGAAAAAUGAGAGUUACUGGUGUAAUUACCCAAGGAGCCAAGAGGAUUGGAAGCCCAGAAUAUAUAAAAUCCUACAAAAUUGCCUAUAGUAAUGAUGGAAAGACUUGGACAAUGUACAAAGUGAAAGGCACCAAUGAAGAUGUGGUGUUUCGUGGAAAUGUUGAUAACAACACACCCUAUGCUAACUCUUUCACACCCCCGAUAAAAGCUCAGUAUGUAAGACUUUAUCCCCAAGUUUGUCGAAGACACUGUACUUUGAGAAUGGAACUUCUUGGAUGUGAACUAUCAGGCUGUUCUGAGCCUCUGGGGAUGAAAUCGGGGCAUAUACAGGACUAUCAGAUCACUGCCUCCAGCAUCUUCAGAACUCUCAAUAUGGACAUGUUCACUUGGGAGCCAAGGAAAGCUCGGCUGGACAAGCAGGGCAAAGUGAAUGCCUGGACCUCCGGCCACAAUGACCAGUCACAGUGGUUACAGGUAGAUCUUCUUGUCCCUACCAAAGUGACUGGCAUCAUUACACAAGGAGCUAAAGAUUUUGGUCAUGUACAGUUCGUAGGCUCCUACAAACUAGCUUACAGCAAUGAUGGAGAGCACUGGACUGUAUACCAGGAUGAAAAACAAAGAAAAGAUAAGGUGUUCCAGGGCAAUUUUGACAAUGACACCCACAGAAAAAACGUCAUCGACCCUCCCAUCUAUGCGCGGCACAUAAGGAUCCUUCCUUGGUCCUGGUACGGAAGGAUCACGCUGCGGUCGGAGCUGCUGGGCUGCACAGAGCAGGAGUGAGGAGACCCACACCCAGGACCCUCCUCUCUGUUCCCUCCUCUCUAUCUCCAUGGAAUGAACUGUGCUAAAUCUGUAGGAAACUGAAUGGGGUUUUUCAUGAAAAAGUGCUCAAAUUAUGGUAGGCCACAAACUAUCUUUUUAAGGAGGUCUAAGCCUGCCUUUUCAAAGGUUUAAUUUGAUUUUUAUUAUUUAAAUUUCUUAAGCAACAUCACAUUAACUGUGAAUUUCUUUUCUCACGGUUUCCAGAAUCAUUCACAAUGGUUGAAAUAUAUUAGGGAAAGAGAGUAGCAAGGUUAAAAAAUCUCAUAGUUAUCAAGUAAAAGCAAGAGUUGGUAGAGCUUUUAUAAUCAAUGCACAACCAGUUCUUAUCAAAGGGAUACUACAAUGUUAGCAAUAAGAUUUUUUUCUUUCUGUAGUGACUCUACAUUAUCCUAAUUGUUUCCCUGUGCCUACCAAACACUGUCAGUGUUUAUAACAGAAUUUUGAAGAAGAAUUUGUAACAUGUAGUACUAAUUGAUAUUAUAGUUCUUACUUUACUUUUUCUAAUCAGACAUCAUGUGAUCUUUUUUUUGGUUCUAUUUUAUAUUCUUUAUAUUCUAUAUUGCCUAAAUAAGUUCACAUUUUUCCAAUUGAGUUUUUUUCUAUUAUUUGCCUAAAAGAAGUAUCAUUGUUUACAUAUGGAACAUGAUUGAAAAUGAGUAGAUUGAUCAUAAUUAAUCUCAGUAGAUUGAAUAUGAAAUCUAUUUUUGAAGGAGGCUAUACCUAUGUAAAUUCCAGAUACUUCCUUUAUAAAAAAAAUAAUAUUACCAUUUUGGAAAAUAAACAAGAACAAAGUUGUAUUAUGUUCCUUUAAAACCAAAAUUUUUAUCUUCAUUUCCAUGAUAUUUAUAUAGCCUUAUCUUUACUUUAACAUAAUAGAAUGCUGAAGCCUUUGUUUCUCUAUUAAAAAUAUUUCAACAAAUGUUAACAUAGUGCUGCUUAGCUUGGCCAAGCAUACUCAUUAUUUCUUUGUUCAUCUCUGCACUUUCUGUGAAACCAGAAUUCUAUUAAGAUUUGAAACUGGUGGUGGUUUCCCAGGAAAGCACAUUGUGUAGUUAUUUGUGAGAAGAAAAGUACUUACUAAUGGCAAAGUAGUAAACCAUUUUCAAGAUGAAAAUUGAUUUCUAUUUAUUUUGCUUCAAAGGUCCUGAAAAAUAAGCAAUUAUCAUAACAAUUUGUUAUUGAUAAUGGAGGUUUCAUUGACACAUUUCUCAAAUUAAAGCUCACACUGCCUCCAUAAAAGUCCUCAAUAUCUAAUUUAUAAGCUUUACAAUUAUUUCUUUUAUAAGGCUUAGACACAGAAUUAUUGGAGUUUUAAAUUAAGGGUCCUGGAAAAGAAAGUACAGUGUGUGUACGAAAUGUUGAGGUCCUGUGCAACAACCCUAAAUUUUAUUUUUUCCUUUUAUAAUUUGUGCUGCAUAACAAAGCCACUAGAAUGUUACUGUCUUGUCUGUCCAUGUGUUAUUAGCAUUUCUUAAUGAUGUAUAUAUGGAGUGGUCUUAUAGUGAAGGAUUUAAAGAGAAAGUCAAUCAUGAUGGUAUUUUUAGUAAGAGCAAAAUUAGGACUGUCUGGCCACAUAUUUGUCCUAUGCUCAUACACUCUCUACUUAAGGCUCUUAAUACCAUUAAUUUGAAGCAUCUAAAAUAGUGAUCAGUUUUCAUAAUCUUUCAAAAACAAAAUUGCCAUGUCUUCAAUAUUGUUUUUAAGUGAUAACUUUAAAGUUAGGAACUUAAAUAUUUUUAAUUUGCUAAAUUUUAAAGUCAUGUUGCAAAUAAUUACUUAAGUCCAGAAAAUAUACACAUAAGUAUGUGUAUAUUUUCUGGACUUAAGUAAUUAUUCUUCUUCAAAAUUUUACUGUCCGACCAAAUUUCUAGAUGUUUUCCUUUGUAGAUGAUGAAUAAUUAUCAUUCUUUACCGAAUGUUUUAAAAUUUAUAAUUCUUUGUAAUGACUUACUUUUUCAAAAUUAUUCAUGGCUUCCUAUGAUACUUUGAUUUCAUUCUAUUGAUAGCUUUUUAAGCAAAUAUUUUCAAAGGGAGUUUAUUAAAAGUGUAUUUGUCACCUUUUAGAAAUACAACAAAAUGAAUUUCUCUUGCCUGUGCAUUUUCUCUCUGCUGCUUUAAAUGCUCUUCACCAACACGGCACAAUAAAUGGAAUAUCUAUUUGUCCGCAAUGCUCAAAAUUCAUGACAAUGAUGGGAUUUUGACAUGUGGAAAUGUUACUAAUUAUUGUGAAGUGACAUGUAGCUUUGAUGUCACUUGUAUCAGUGACAUCAAAGUGAAGUAAAUUUACUCUAUUUAAAUUCGCAUUAAAACAAGUGAAAUUGUAUAAGCAUAAUAUACAGAAUUCCCUAGUAUUCAUCACAUUGAGUAAUUAUAGUAUGGUAAUUUUAUAAUCUAUGAAAUUAACAUUUUAAACAUCUCCAAUUAUAUUUAUGUCUUGUUAAAAGCAUUUAUCACAGUCACUAAUUCUACUAUUAGGAUUGACUUUCUCUUUCUUUAUGACUUCAUAAGGACUGUUGUGAAUUUUGAAGACUUAGGGUACUAAGAUUGUACCUUUGCUAGGCAGCAAAUUAUGAAAUAUAAUACUGCUGGCAUCUGAUGUGUCAGUAAGUACAGAAAUAACUAAUACACAAAUAACCUUUGCAAACAUUCAAGCUGUGUAAUAUUCCAAUGUUGUUGUUUUUCUUUGUAUAUAUACUUAAAUAAUGUAGGAUGUUGUAAAAUCAGUAUGACCUUGUCUAGUCUUCAAACUUAAAAUAAAACUUUUAAAAAUCUGGGAUAAUUUUGGAGCAGUUGUAAUUAAACACAUUUUUAAGAAUAUACAAAUUGUCUGAAUAUGAAUGCCCAUUACUCUUUAACUAGUUGCUUAGUUUACUUUUUUCCUUUUUAUACAAGACAGUUGAAAAAUACAGAAAGGUAUAGAAAUUACAGUAGGCUCCAAAUAUACAUUAACAUCAGCAAAACUGGCCUAUCCAAAACAAAAUCAUUAAAAUGUGUGCAUUUCUUUUUGCUCCUUUUAGCUAUGGAAAUUUUAUUGGAAUUCUAAUCAUCCAAAGUCCUUUCUUAACCUAACACAUAUUUAAAGAAUGGAUCUGCUUAUUGUUAAUCAGAUGCUGUUAUUUUUGUUGUUUUUAAGUUACAUGAUUCUCAGUAGUAAAAUGAAGAGAUCUAGUCAAGUAAGCAGUAACACAAACAUUAAUAUGUAUUUACCCAUAUAACUCAGUCAUUGCUUAAGGAGAAUCAUAACACUUGGCUUUUUCAUAAACCCUCUCUGGAAGACACUAUAAAAUAUUAAGUCUGUGUACUUUCCACAGUUUAUAUAUUUUCUUAGAUUUCAAAAAAAAUCCUAUAUAAUAAAGAGGUAAUAUGCAAAUUAACCAUCACUCCAACACAAGAUGGCCGCC